AUGUCGUCGCAGGUCGAAUGGAAUGCCGAGAACCUGAACGAAGACGUCGCGCGGAUGCGGACGUUGUGGGUCAACGAACUCCACGCGCCCGAGAUCCUGCAGUACAGCGACGAGAUGGUGUCCGAGAUGCUCGAGCAGAUCCGCAAUCAACAGGAAUACAUUGACGCGAUCAAUGCCGACCGGGAAGCGCUCACUGAGCAGAAAUCCUUGGUCAACAAGCUCUAUCAGAUGGAGAUUGACCGACUGCGGUACAUGGUCUCGUCGUAUCUCCGCACGCGUCUACGAAAGAUUGAAAAGUUUGCUUUGCUCAUUCUGGACGACGCCGGACUGACGCAACGUCUGUCAGUGCAAGAGCGCGACUUUGCACAGCGCUUUGUGAUGCUGUAUGAGUCGCAUGUGAAUGACUUGGCACUGAGCAAGAUGGACGAGGAGUCUCGAUCUCUCUCGGCUGAAGGCAUGGUGCUCCAACCGGCUUUGGACGGCUUUGUCUUUUGCCAAGGCAAGGACGCAGGCGGCGUGCAGUGCGACGACAGGGGAGCGAGUUUCGUCCAGGUCACUUCCUCCGAUCGCUACGUGCUGCGCUACCGCAGCGUUCAGACACAUGUCGAAUCCGGCGCAAUUGAGCUGCUUUAG
Messenger RNA from Hyaloperonospora brassicae, 633 nucleotides. The record is from the annotation of a GenBank genome assembly. NCBI's taxonomy places the organism in Eukaryota, Oomycota, Peronosporomycetes, Peronosporales, Peronosporaceae.